UCAUAAUAGUUGUCAAAGUAUUAUUUUCGUUACUGGCAUUUAACAGCAGCAGUAUUGGCUGACCCUACCCAUUUACAACACUGUCAAACUUUUGUUUCUGCCCAGUGCUAAUUAAUUAAUCGCUAAUUAAGAGUGUUUCCUUACCAGAGGAUAUUAUUCCGAUAUGCAAUAAGUGUUCGAUUUGGUAACAAGAUUGGAAGAAAGCCGGCUACUUUUUGUGUGGACGGGAUAAAACAAAUAUUUACCAAAGUUUGUAAUUUUUAGGAGGAAAUUUUACAGGUUACUAUACUGGACAAGUCCAUUUCCAAGAGUGGAAAGGGCAACACAAAUUAGUAGAAGAGCAAUAUAUGAUAUAAUAUUCUCACGUACUUUUUAAAAGACAUAAAAAUGACAGAGCAACAGUUGGACUGCGCCCUUGAUUUGAUGCGGCGAUUGCCACCUCAGCAAAUAGAAAAGAAUUUGAGUGACCUGAUAGAUCUGGUGCCUGACCUUUGCGAAGACCUCUUAUCUUCUGUUGACCAACCUCUUAAAAUCGCACGAGAUAAAUUAUUGGGGAAAGACUACCUGCUCUGCGAUUACAAUCGAGAUGGUGAUUCCUACAGAUCUCCAUGGUCUAAUACUUAUGAUCCCCCUUUGGAAGACGACUCAUAUGCCCCAGCUAUGCCCACCGAGAGACUACGGAAGUUAGAAGUUGACGCAAAUGCUGCGUUUGAACAAUAUCGUGAAAUGUAUUUCGAAGGAGGCGUGUCUUCGGUGUACCUUUGGGAUUUGGAGCAUGGAUUUGCUGGUGUGAUACUAAUAAAAAAGGCUGGCGAUGGAUCCAAGAAGAUUAAAGGGUGUUGGGACUCUAUUCAUGUCGUCGAAGUAGUUGAAAAAUCCACGGGUCGUUCUGCCCAUUACAAAUUGACGUCAACUGCCAUGCUUUGGUUACAAACUAGUAAACCAGGUUCCGGAACGAUGAACCUUGGUGGAAGCCUUACUCGGCAAAUGGAACAAGAUUCACCCAUAAGUGAAACCUCCCCCCAUAUUGCAAACAUUGGUAAAAUGGUGGAAGACAUGGAAAAUAAGAUUCGAUCCACCCUUAAUGAAAUCUACUUUGGGAAAACUCGCGACAUUGUGAACGGGUUAAGAUCAGUCAAUUCCUUGUCGGAUCAGCGAAAAAAUGCCGACUUGAAGAAAGACUUGGCCCGAGCCCUUAUUACGAGACAAGCUAAUAAGGGAGAUUCCCAAUAAUAAUAUAAUAUAAAACUACUAUUUUCUCCUCCAAUCUGAUAAUGGCUUAUCAAAAAGUGUAUAAUAGUAAUAUAAUGAGUUAUUGACCAGUGCUUUACGGCACACUUUGUUCAUUUUGAUGCAAUAUUUGGUAUUAUUAUUUUAUAAUUUAUUGUCGAAAUGAAAUAUUUAUACAAAAAAAAGAAAUCCUAAACUUCAAGACUUUGCUUGUCGAUGCAAAUUGUACAACUAAAUGUAAAACGUUACUAAAAUGUUUACUGAUUAUUAAGUUUAUAGGCGUGUGUGUAAUUUAAAAGCAAAUUCCUACUACAAUUUUCACACUACUUUCGUAAUUUAUGAGUUACCAGUGUUUGUGUUUUUAGGGUUAAGUUUGGCUUUAAUAAUUUCGCGAAUGAGUCAGUACUAAUAUACCUGCUAAUUAUUAAUCAUUAAUUACAUAGGAUUAUUAAGUAUAUUAAUGAAGUCUUCUACAUAUAUAAACCCUACCUUACUUUAAUCUCUACGUCUACCAAAGUGCUCAAACUAGAAAGAAACCGAAUCGAAAUACUGAAUUCCAUUUUGAGCCAAAAUUAAAAUAUUAUGUAUUUAAAUAGGAAUAACUUGCUCAAGAAGUACUUUAAAAUGAAAUUCGUGAAAAUCUUCUUGUCUCCAAAUUACAUAGUGUAAUUAAAAACUUGCUAAAAAUUGUAUCCUAACUAACUUAAAAUCCAUAUCAAGUCUGAUUCAACAUACUAAUUUGAAUUGAACAGUUUUCAUAAUUUUGUAAUCUACUAGCUUUCCUGUAAAUAUACGAUUGCAUGAGUACCUAAAAAAACCCAAUAUAAAUUAUAUGAAAUCUUGAAAAUCAACCACACUCCAAAAACAUUUCUACUGCAAUUGUACGUAGAUCCGACUGUCAAAUCUUUAUAUGUAAAAAGUAUACAGUAUACCAAUUAAUAAUUAACUUAAUUAUAACUAACUUUUCUGUACAGGUUAAUUAUACAGUUUUCUAAAGUAAGAAUAAUAUGUAAUUGUAGCAAGAUUUCUUUAUACUACAUAUAGAUAGCUAAUUUAGUUAUUUAAAAGUGUUGCUUAAUAAUAAAAUAUAUAAAGUC
This is a messenger RNA of Folsomia candida, 2327 nucleotides long. It is a transcript of the gene cpb, whose product is annotated as F-actin-capping protein subunit beta. Gene Ontology annotation, molecular function: actin filament binding. The transcript has 8 exons. The coding region runs from base 388 to 1233 and encodes 281 amino acids. NCBI's taxonomy places the organism in Eukaryota, Metazoa, Arthropoda, Collembola, Entomobryomorpha, Isotomidae. Gene Ontology annotation, biological process: actin cytoskeleton organization; cell morphogenesis; regulation of lamellipodium assembly. The record is from RefSeq and is a predicted model, not a curated record. Gene Ontology annotation, cellular component: F-actin capping protein complex; cytoplasm.